This is a messenger RNA of Durio zibethinus, 7113 nucleotides long. Its product is annotated as protein SWOLLEN 1-like. NCBI's taxonomy places the organism in Eukaryota, Viridiplantae, Streptophyta, Magnoliopsida, Malvales, Malvaceae. The record is from RefSeq and is a predicted model, not a curated record.
UUCCAAAUACGAUCACCGUCACUCGUUUUUAUAUUUCCCUAGUGGGAAAAUGUACCAAAAAGCUUCUUCUUAUUACACAUCAGAAAAAUCUCUCUUUUCUUUCUCUCUCGUCCUCCCCCUCUACGUUUCCCUCUCAUUCCUUCACUGACUGCCUUUUACUUUGAUUCACCGGAACCCUAACUCGAUCCGCCGGAGAAUUCAAGAUUCCGUUUUGUGGUGCAGUAGAUGAACGUACGAUUACGGAGGAGUUGAGAUCAAACGGCCAGGGAUUUCUUCACCGGAUGGAGGGAGGUAGCGUCUCUAGACUUACUUGCUCUGGGAUACACUCAUGGAUUAUGAUGACAAUGAUUUCCAAAGCCAGAAUCUUCAUUUAGCUGGUGAAGGGAACAAUAAAUUUCCUCCUGUUUUGCGCCCAUAUGCUCUCCCAAGAUUUGAUUUUGAUGAGAACCUUCAUGGGCAUAUAAGAUUUGAUAGUUUGGUUGAAACUGAAGUUUUUCUCGGCAUUGAAAGUAGCGAAGAUACUCAGUGGAUUGAAGAUUUUUCACGGGGUAGUACUGGGAUUGCAUUUAGAUCAAGUGAAGCAGAACCUUGUUCGAUUUCUAGGCGCAACAAUGUCUGGUCUGAGGCAGCCUCCUCAGAAUCUGUUGAAAUGCUAUUAAAAUCCGUAGGACAGGACGAAAUUAUUCCUUGUCAAACUAAUAGUAAGGAUUCAGAUGCCUGUGAUGAACUGGGCUGCAUAAUAAAGCAGAUGGAGCCUAGUUUGAAACACGGAGAUAGUGGUUUUUCUAAAGGAGGGGAUGAUUUACAGCCUGCCUUACAGACAGGUGAGAUCCCAGGGAAAUUUUCUGAAUUGAAAGGUGAUGUAGAAGGAGAUCUUCUGGUUGAAGAUGUUUCUCAAACUCAUGAAUGUGACCCAUCUGUUGAUGGGGCAUUCAAAGAUCCAAUUACUGGAUAUACUGACUUGCCUAUGAUUGACAGAGAUGAGUAUAAAGAUGGUGAACAAAUUGUUGUUAAUGAAAAUCAAGUGGAAGCUUCAGUUGAUCAAUCUGUGGGUAACAGGGGACAGGAAGAUAAAUCUUCUUCUGGGUCACAAGUUGAUACUGUGAUUUCCUCUGUGCAAAACACAUGUGCAGGCCGUGCUUUGAUGGAUAGUCAAGAUAGCAAACAUUUGAAAAAUUAUAUAAUUGAUGAAAAUGUGGACAGUUUUGAGAGGGGAAAUGUUGAUUUGAGCCAACUAGUUCACAUUGAUGGUGAGAACUUGACUGAAAAUGCAGUUGCAAGUGUUAUCUCAGACUCAGAUUCACCCCAUGACAUGCAAUCUAAGGAAGAUGGACAUGCUAUUGAAAAUAGCACAGCUCCUGUAUGUGAGAAUAUUGAUAGGAUAUUGAAAGGGAAUUCUGACCUCCAUAUGGUGGAAGGGUGCAGUGAGGGCUUGGGUGUAGAAAUUCCUCUGCAGACUGGCAUAUUCAAAGACAUGUUCUUAUCUGAAGGAAAAUUACAUGAAAUAUCACCUAUGCCCUUCGUUGGUGAUAUUACCCUCAAGGAGCAUGAAACUGAGGUCAGUGAUACUGAUACUAGAAUUUGUACGAGUCUAGAGUCAAAGAUGGAUUCAAUGGCGCAGAUAGCAUGUGGUGCAGUUGAGAAGAAGCAUUUGUUAGAAAGUGAGUUCCACCCUGACACGAAAACCUUGAGCAGCAAGUCUGAGAAAUCUUUGUUGUUAGUGGGAGAUGGUAAAGGUUCUAAUGCUGAAGAUGAAGCUGAAGGUGCCCACGAUACUUUGGUAGCUGAACCCAUGAGAGUAUGUGAAGAGUAUAUAGUAACUGAACAUGAUGAUUAUAAAUGUGAUCACAGUGUUUCAGCUGCUGCAAAUCAGAACACCAAAUUGCCUUCUGAUUGUAGUAACAUAGAUUGUGGGGAUGCUGGAUCUCCACCUGUAAUAAAGGGAGUUGAUUCCUCAUCCUUUGGCACAGCUGGCACAGCAAAUGAGUUAGCUUCAAAUUUACAAUCUGAUGUUGCUGUCAGCAGCAAGUCAGUGGACUCUGUUCCUUUGCCAUGUGGUGAGGGUCUUCCUGCUGGUGCUGUUUUUGAUCAGAAAGAGCUUCAAGUGUCAUCUUCAGAAGCAAGUUUCUCAAUCAUGAAGACUUCUGGAAUGAAAACCCAAAAAGAUGCACCUUGUGAGACUGGUGGACAGUUCUCUUGUAAGAAAAUUGAUCAGUCUAUGUCAAUGGAGGAUACCUUCAAUGCUGAUGGCCUUCCUAGAGUCACACUGAAGGUUGUAAAGGAUAUGCAAACAUCGUCUGUUGUCUGUAAGUCAACACUGAGGGAGACUGAUGGUGCUGAAGCGCAAGUUAUUUCUCAAAGUGGUUCUUCUGUAGCUGCAGGUGAUCUUGGUUUACCUAGUGCUGUAUCAAUUCAAGAGAACAAGAAGACAUCGACAAAUUUAGUGCCUUCAACUUCAAAUGAGUGUGACCCCAAACUAGUUUGUGAAGAGAAGAUCAGUGGUCAUGUUGACAUUGAUCUUGCAAAGACUCAUAAUAGUUCCUUUAUUUCUGCGCCUUCAUCUGAAUCUCAAACUAAGUUUCACAUGAUGGAAAGUGGAAGUAGUAGUGCUGAUAUUGACAAUCCUUCCUGUGGCUCUCCAAUUGUCAUUAGAACUUCCAAGCAGUCACAAAGUAAAAUUGAAAAGGAGGGUGUGAAAGGAUCCAAAGAUCAGAGUUCUUCAGUGUCUGGGGUCAUAAAUGGGGAAGCAAACAAAGAGCAGUCUAUUUCUCAGGAUACAAAAGGAAAUUAUGCAUCUCCAGGAGACAGAAGUUUCACCUUUGAGGUGCCUCCAUUGCCAGAUUUGUCUGCAAAAGAAGCUGGCAAGAAUUGGCAACCCUUUUCUACCAUGCAACAUGACCAAAUAUCCUCGAAGGUCGUGGAGGGAACUCCAUCAACCUCUGGCUCAAGCAAAGUGGGUGCCAAGGCUGCUCAAGAGGUAAGUCAUGCAAAUCUUCUGGCGUCUGAGAGGGAGAAUGUGCGUGGUGGCUCCAAAGGAACUCCUGAGCGUAAAACAAGGCGAGCAGGUGGUAAGAGCACAGGAAAGGAAGCUGCUAAAAAGGGACUUGCUGCCAAAGAAACGACUCCUGCAAGACAUUCUGAAAGAAGUGAUAAAACAAGUAAUCUGUCGCUCAGUUCAGCUGGGAUUGGCCAGGUCAUGCAAUCUAAUGAGAUGCAGCACUAUGGACACAUGGAAGGUGGUAAUAUGAAACAAUUUGGUGUUCUUUCUACUUCAGUAUCUAGUCUGCCAGACUUGAACACCUCAGCUUCUUCAUCUGCAGUUUUUCACCAGCCUUUCACAGAUUUACAACAAGUUCAAUUACGUGCUCAGAUUUUUGUUUAUGGAGCUCUGAUUCAAGGAACAGCACCAGAUGAGGCAUUUAUGAUAUCGGCAUUUGGAGGACCUGAUGGUGGCAGAACCAUAUGGGAGAAUGCCUGGCGUGCAUGUAUAGACAGGGUGCAUGGUCAAAAAUCUCAUCUUGUUACCCCUGAAACUCCAUUGCAGACACGUAUAGGUGCUAAAACUUCUGAUCAAUCACUCAAACAAAAUGCACUUCAGAGUAAGGUUACAUCAUCACCUGCUAGUCGGUCCACCAGCAAGGGUACUCCAACAACAAUUGUAAACCCAAUGAUCCCACUUUCAUCGCCAUUGUGGAGUAUUCCCACACCUUCUGGUGAUUCUCUUCAACCUAGUGGCAUUCUGAGAGGUGCAGUUAUGGAUUAUCAGCAGGCACUUUCUUCAUUGCAUCCUCCACCUAUAAGGAAUUUUGUUGGACAUAGUGCUCCUUGGAUGUCCCAAUCCCCUUUUCGUGGCCCCUGGGUUCCACAGACACCUGCAUUUGAUGGCAAUGCUCAUUUUCCUGUGCUUCCUAUCACAGAAACAGUUAAUUUGACUCCUGUGAGAGAAGCAUCUGUGCCUCAUUCUUCUGGCAUGAAGCAGGUUUCCACAGCUCCUAUGGUCCAAAGUGGGAGUCCUGCUAAUGUUUUUGCAGGGACUACCCUGCUCGACACAAAAAAGGAAACAGUAACACCUGGUCCGCGUUCUGCUAAUCCGAAGCCAAGAAAAAGAAAAAAGUCUACGGUUUCUGAGGACCCUGGACAGAUUAUACUGCAUUCUCAAACAGAGUCCUGUUUGGCUACUGUUGUGACUAGUCAUACAUCUACAUCUGCUGCCAUUGCAAUACCUGCUACCAUUAUUUCCAAGUCAUCCACAGAUAAAUUCAUUACAUCUGUCUCAGCUGAUCAUCUCAAAAAGGGUGACCGAGAUUUAGAUCAUAGGGCUACCCUGUCUGAAGAGGCCCUUAGUAAACUCAAGGAGGCUCAGAAGCAGGCUGAGGAUGCUGCUGUUCUUGCUGCUGCUGCUGUUAGUCACAGUCAAGAAAUAUGGAACCAAUUGGACAAGCACAAAAAUUCUGGGCUGGCACCAGAUAUUGAAACUAAAUUGACUUCUGCAGCUGUUGCAAUAGCAGCAGCUGCUGCUGUUGCAAAGGCUGCAGCUGCGGCUGCUAAUGUUGCCUCAAAUGCUGCCUUUCAAGCAAAAUUGAUGGCUGAUGAAGCAUUGGUUUCAAGUGGCUACAGAAAUUCUAUACCAACUAAUGCUAUCUCUUCUGAUGGUGUGAAGAAGCUUGGCAAGGCUACUCAUGUAUCCAUCUUGAGUGUUGAAGAUGCUACUACUAGUUCGAAUUCUGUUAUCGUUGCUGCAAGGGAAGCUGCUAGAAGGAGGGUAGAAGCUGCCUCAGCUGCUUCAAAGCAAGCUGAAAACAUGGAUGCCAUUGUUAAAGCUGCUGAGCUGGCAGCUGAAGCAGUAUCACAUGUUGGAAAGAUUGUUGCUAUGGGUGAGGCUUUCCCAUUGACUGAAUUGUUAGAGACUGGUCCAGAAGCAUAUUGGAAAGUACCCCAAGCAUCUGCUGAGCCAGAUGGUGCUAUCAAAGAAUGCAUAGACAAAUGUGGUAGUGAUUUUCCUGGUUCAUCUGCCAAGCAUCCAAAAGAGGUUCCAGUAGACAAGAGGGAAAAGCAGAGUGAUAACCAUGGAAUGUCACCUACUCUUAGGGAGAUGACCAGGGAGUCUAUGGAGGAUCGUUCUAGGUUGACCGAUGGCAUUUUGGGUGCUGCUGCAAUAAGUGGAAAGAAAAAGAAAGGACAAAAGGGCCGCAAAGCUUCAGAUAUCGUCAAAACAAAGGGAGUCGCUUCUGAGUCUGAGAUUGGGUCUGGAUCUCCUUCCUUGAUCACUCAGACUGAACAAGAAAAUUCAGGGGAAACUUUAAAGGAUAACAAUAUAAGGGAGGGUUCCCGUGUUGAGGUAUUGAGAGAUGGAGGUGGCUUGAAAGUAGCAUGGUUCCUGGCUGAUAUUAUUAAUUUGAAAGAUGGCAAAGCUUAUGUGUGUUACAAUGAACUUCGAUCAGAGGAUGGUGAUAGGCUAAAGGAAUGGGUGGAACUUGAAGCUGAAGGGGAUAGAGCACCCAGGAUACGCCGUGCUCGUCCUAUUACGGCCAUGCCAUUUGAAGGAACGAGGAAGAGACGCAGGGCAGCCAUGGGGGAAUAUAACUGGUCUGUUGGAGAUAGGGUUGAUGCAUGGGUGCAAGAUAGCUGGUGGGAGGGGGUUGUCACAGAGAAGAGCAAGAAAGAUGAAACUUCAUUUACUGUCAAUUUUCCUGCACAAGGAGAAACAUCUGUUUACAAAUCAUGGCUCCUUCGUCCUUCUCUGAUAUGGAAGAAUGGUAGUUGGGUUGAGUGGUCCACUUCUCGGGAUAAUAAUGGCUCCUCCCAGGAGGGUGACACCCCACAGGAAAAGCGACCAAGGAUAGGUGGUCCUGUGGUUGAGACCAAAGGGAAAGAUAAGCUUUCAAAAAGGGUUGACAUUAAGGAAUCUGGGACAACUGAUGACACAAGAUUGAUGAAUUUUUCUGCGAGUGAAAAAAUAUUUAAUAUCGGUAAAAGCACCAGUGAUGAGAUUAAGCCUGCUUCACUCAGAAUGAUACGUACUGGUUUAAAGAAGGAAGGAUCAAGAGUGAUUUUUGGUGUUCCUAAGCCAGGAAAGAAGAGAAAGUUUAUGGAAGUAAGCAAACAUUACGUUGCAGAUCAGAGAAGUAAGACUCAUGAAACAAGUGAUUCAGCUAAGUUUACAAAUUUUUUUAUGCCUCAAGGAUCUGAGCUCCAUGGAACAAAAAGUAAAAUUGAACCAAAGGGAAAACGAAUGGCUGUAUCCAAACCUAAGGUUCUCAAGUCCGGAAAACCUCCUAGUAUUUCUAGUAGAACUAUCCCUCAGGACAACUUGUCAAACACUGUGGUUUCGGAACCUGAUGAUAAUGUGGCUGCAGAUGUGUCAAAAUUCAAGGAUUCUUUAAGCCAUGCUGAGAAUAUAUCGGGAAAGGAGUUUAGAUCAUUUUCAAGUUCUGAUGGAGCAUCUGAGGGCCCUGUCUUAUUUUCUUCUGUGGCUUUCUCAUCAGAUGCUCCCCCCAAGAAAAUUUCUACAUCAAAUGCUAAAUCAGAACGGAUUAGUAAAGGAAAACUUGCAGCAGCUGCUGGGAAGUUAGCUAAAAUUGAGGAGGAAAAAGCUUUCAAUGGCAAUUCAAUGAAAACAAUCUCUGAAGUUGUUGAACCUCGCAGAUCUAUUCGGAGGAUUCAGCCAACAUCAAGACUAUUGGAAGGGCUGCAAAGCUCGUUGAUUAUCUCGAAAAUUCCUUCUGUUUCGCACGACAAAAGUCACAAAACUCAAAGCAGGAGUACUAGAGGAAAUAACCAAGGUUGAGUGGAGCUCUUUUGGGACUAUGGAAUCCAGUCUAAAGAAAUUCAGGGAUUAUUGGAUAUGACCAACAUAGACGAGUUUAGGUUGUGUAAAUUCUGAUAGAGAGAAAGCUUAGGAACGAACAUUGCUUUUUUGGCUUUUGAGAUGUAGCAGUAGAUAUUUAUACUGAUUUUUAGUUUUUUUUACAAUUACAUUAAUGUGAUCUCUCUCUCUCUCUCUAGGCCAUACCCUGUCUAGCUUUGUAUAUGGAACGUACGUCUCAAUGUCGUUUGGCUUAUUGCGAGUGAUCAAGACCCAAUUGCAUCAUGGCUAGUUUAAGUGCAAAGCAU